CCGCUCUCCCUCACUCUUCCACACUCUUCCCACUCUCACCCGCCCCCCACCCUCGCUUAUCCCUCUCAGCUCUCGCCUAGGGUUCUUGCCGAGGAGAAAACCCGAGAGAUCGAUCCAUGAGGGCGGGGACCGCCGGCGGGGAGCUGCUCCGGCGUGCAGAUCCGGUGGUCGGCCACCUCAGGAUCUGCUGAAAUCCUUCAGCAUUGCUCCCUUGCUCCUGUUCUCCGACUCCCGGCCAACCUCUGCGGAUUGCGAGUAUCUCCCCCUCCGAUUCCGUCCUUUUCGGGAUCCUCCUCGUGAAUCAGGUCGCAUGCUGGAAUCUGGUGGAGAAUUUUCUCACGAAAUGUUCGGUUGAAAGCGACCUUGCCUGAAUUGUUGAUUGCAAAGCCAUUCUGGGGAAUCAGUCAUUGUUGGCUGUAUCUUUCUUCCUUUCCGACCCUGAGUAGGAAUUGUUUGGUUCAAGACUGUCAUUCAAGAUGAUGCAGAGGCCAUUCCGCCCGGAGGAGUACUCCUUGAAGGAGACUACUCCUCACCUUGGUGGGGCAGCUGCAGGUGACAAGCUCACCACCACCUAUGACCUGGUUGAGCAGAUGCAGUACCUUUAUGUUCGAGUGGUAAAAGCGAAGGAACUUCCAAGUAAGGACCUCACUGGAAGUUGUGACCCGUAUGUUGAGGUGAAGCUCGGGAAUUAUAAGGGCACAACUCGGCAUUUUGAAAAGAAGACCAAUCCUGAGUGGAACCAGGUGUUUGCCUUCUCAAAGGAGCGCAUUCAGGCAUCAGUAGUGGAGAUUAUCGUCAAAGAUAAAGACUUUGUUAAAGAUGACUACAUUGGACGGGUUAUGUUUGACCUGAAUGAGGUCCCAAAGAGAGUGCCACCUGACAGCCCGUUGGCUCCACAAUGGUAUCGCUUGGAAGAACGGAAUGGGCACAAGGUCAAAGGAGAGUUGAUGUUAGCUGUUUGGAUGGGUACUCAAGCAGAUGAAGCAUUUCCUGAAGCUUGGCACUCUGAUGCGGCAUCAAUCCCUGGCGAUGGCCUUGCAAGUAUUAGAUCAAAAGUUUAUCUUACUCCCAAGCUUUGGUAUCUGCGUGUCAAUGUCAUUGAAGCACAAGAUCUUAUACCAAAUGACAAGACCAGAUUCCCUGAGGUUUACGUCAAAGCAAUGUUAGGAAACCAGGCUCUUAGAACCCGAGUAUCACCAGGCAGGACUCUGAAUCCAAUGUGGAAUGAGGACUUGAUGUUUGUUGCAGCUGAGCCGUUCGAGGAGCACCUGAUUUUGAGUGUAGAAGACAGGAUUGCUCCAGGCAAGGAUGAUGUAAUUGGGAGAACUGUCAUUUCACUGCAGCAUGUAGCUCGGAGGCUGGACCACAAGUUGCUGAACAGCCAGUGGUAUAAUCUUGAGAAGCAUGUGAUGGUGGAUGGCGAACAGAGGAAGGAGACCAAGUUCUCAAGCAGGAUUCACUUGAGAAUUUGUCUUGAAGGUGGAUAUCAUGUCUUGGAUGAAUCGACGCAUUACAGUAGUGAUCUAAGGCCAACUGCCAAACAGCUGUGGAAGCAUAACAUUGGGGUCCUUGAGCUGGGUAUCUUGACUGCGCAGGGCCUGUUGCCUAUGAAGACGAAGGAUGGUCGAGGCACGACUGACCCUUAUUGUGUUGCUAAGUAUGGGCAGAAAUGGGUGCGUACAAGGACUAUCAUUGAUAGUUUCACUCCCAAGUGGAACGAACAGUACACUUGGGAAGUUCAUGAUCCAUGCACUGUGAUCACUAUUGGUGUAUUUGACAACUGCCACUUGAAUGGUGGGGAAAAGGCCAAUGGUGCACGGGAUACCAGAAUUGGGAAGGUCCGCAUCCGCCUCUCAACUCUAGAAACUGAUCGGGUGUAUACCCACUCAUACCCUCUUAUUGUUUUGACACCUGCUGGCGUUAAGAAAAUGGGUGAGGUACAGCUUGCUGUCCGGUUCACAUGCUCAUCACUGCUCAACAUGAUGACUCUGUAUUCACAGCCCUUGCUGCCCAAGAUGCACUAUGUACACCCGUUGUCUGUGAUCCAGGUUGAUAACCUAAGGCGCCAAGCAACCAACAUUGUCUCAACAAGGCUGAGCCGUGCAGAACCACCACUGCGAAAAGAAAUUGUGGAGUACAUGCUGGAUGUGGAUUCUCACAUGUGGAGCAUGAGAAAGAGCAAGGCAAACUUCUUCCGUAUCAUGGGUGUCUUGAGCCCUCUGAUUGCAGUUGCUAGAUGGUUUGAUCAGAUCUGUCACUGGAGGAACCCACUGACGACUAUACUGAUCCAUGUCCUCUUUGUGAUACUGGUCUUGUAUCCUGAGCUGAUACUGCCUACAAUCUUCCUCUACCUAUUCCUGAUUGGAGUGUGGUAUUACCGCUGGCGGUCGAGGCAGCCUCCGCACAUGGACACUCGCCUCUCACAUGCGGAGACCGCCCAUCCUGAUGAGCUUGAUGAAGAGUUUGACACCUUCCCUACAUCUCGCCCACCUGACAUCGUAAGGAUGCGGUACGACCGCCUCCGGAGCGUCGCUGGGAGGAUCCAGACUGUUGUUGGUGAUCUUGCAACACAAGGAGAGAGGCUGCAGUCUCUGCUGAGCUGGAGAGACCCGAGGGCCACCGCACUGUUUGUGACCUUCUGCUUCAUCGCUGCGAUCGUCCUGUACGUCACACCGUUCCGUGUUGUGGUUUUCCUUGCAGGCCUGUACACCCUGAGGCACCCGAGGUUCCGCCACAAGAUGCCGUCUGUUCCGCUGAACUUCUUCAGGAGGCUGCCUGCAAGGACCGAUAGCAUGCUGUAAGGUGCAACCGUCUCUCUCGCUUCGCGAUCCAGCGCCUUACUUGUUUCGGUGGCUCGAUGCCUAGCAUGUUCUAUAGCUGCAACUGAGAUGAUGAUGGGGUCGACGCGUGGUUGCCGAAAAAUUGAACUGAACUAUGUCGUUGUUUGUAGCCUUUUCCGUUGCCUGUAUGUCUGUGUUUUAGGAUGGUUUUGAUCCUUUCCAGUUAACGACUGAAACUCAUGAUGUGUGAUUAGUUAUUAUGCAUGUAUUGUGCCAUCA
Messenger RNA from Hordeum vulgare subsp. vulgare (domesticated barley), 3059 nucleotides. RefSeq names its product FT-interacting protein 7. The record is from RefSeq and is a predicted model, not a curated record. Lineage: Eukaryota; Viridiplantae; Streptophyta; Magnoliopsida; Poales; Poaceae. The coding region runs from base 477 to 2801 and encodes 774 amino acids. The transcript is spliced from 3 exons.